AUGGAAGAAACAGAAAUAGAUUUAUUACUAAAAAAAUUUGUUAUAGAUAUUCCUCAACGGCACUUAUCGUUUCAUAAAAAAUAUGAAAAAUGGAUACUGCCUAUAAUAAUAGCGAGAAAAGUUAUGUCGAAUUUCGAAGAUGCAAUUCAGAAACUUGAGUCAGCACUGAAGGCCAAACUAAAAGCGAACGAAAAGUCUUUAGAUAUUUUUACUCCAGUGCUUGCACGUUUUCUAAUUGAUCUGGAUGAAUUUAUAAACAAAAUACCUCGAGAUAAAAAAUAUAAGAAAAAUUUAAAUUCUAAGGAAGCCAAAGCUUGUACUAUCGUUCAACAAAAGUCUUUACAAUUUUUUGAAUCAUGGAGUGAAAAUCCUCUACCCAAAUCAAUUUCAUCUAAAGAUAAAGUGAUAAUUGAUGCUUUGGAAAAAUUUCUAAUGAUUCCGCCUCAUACUCAUUUAUCAUUAACAUGUUUAAAUCUUGAAGAGUAUCCACAAUCUAUGAAAGAAAUUAAUAAAAUAUUUGAUUAUUAUUAUUCAUUUUCAACAAUUACAAACACAACAAAACUUGGGAUCGAUUUUUUAACAAUUUUGGAUUUAUCGAUGAAUCGAUUAAAAGGUCUUCCUUAUGAAAUUUUAUUUUUCAGAAAAUUGAAAAUACUCAAUAUUUCACAUAAUUUAUUACAAUAUUUUCCACCUUAUAUCACAAUGUUGGCACCAAAUUUGGAAAUAUUGGGAAUUGAAAGUAAUCCUCUUCGAAGUUCCAACAUUUUAAAAAUACAAAAAUUAUUGUCAAUUACGAACAUUAAUGAUACACAGAGUGAUGUAAUACCACGAUUAAUGGAUAUUUGUGCACAAAAGAUUAUUCUUAAUAAAAUUCCUAUUACUUGUCAAAAAAAGAAAUUCGAAAAAACAUUAUUAGAAAAAGAUGAAAAAGAUGAAAAAGUUGAGAAAGAUGAUGAUAAUAAUGAACAACCAUUACUUCCGAAUGUUUUGAUGAAUUACAUUAAACAAGGAUUUUUAUGUGAAUUUUGUAGAAAAUUUAUUUCUUCAACAUCAUCAUUAUUUUUGCCUGUUAUAAUAGAGAAUUUAAAAUAUUCGGAUUAUUUAAAAUUUCCAUUAUUGAGAAGAUUUUGUAAAAAAUGUUGGUACGUUCAUAAUAAUAAAAAUCAAAUAUGUACAUGUAUUACAUGUAAAGUGAAAAGAAGAAAUGAUCACCAUAAUUCUAAAAAAAAUUCAAAUUUUGCUUAA
This is a messenger RNA of Diversispora eburnea, 1245 nucleotides long. NCBI's taxonomy places the organism in Eukaryota, Fungi, Glomeromycota, Glomeromycetes, Diversisporales, Diversisporaceae. The record is from the annotation of a GenBank genome assembly.